UGAUCAAUUUACUAUUCCUUUUCACGUGUUUGGUGGUCUGUAUUUCUGGUCAUCAAUUUGAUAGAAUGCAAAGCACAUUGAUAGAGGACAUGGAAAUAGAGAAGGAGUUAAAACUGAUUAACAAAGUUCCUAUCAAGAGUAUUCAUACAAAAUUUGGUUAUAUCGUUGAUUGUAUUGAUAUUAAUAAUCAACCAGCAUUUAAUCAUCCAUUGCUAAAGAAUCAUACAUUACAGAGACAUCCAAACUUUCGAAUGACAAACAGAAUUAUUCGAAGAAAUACUACGAAGAUAACAUCAACUAAAGCUAUAUUUGGCCUUCGAAAAAAUAAAUGUCCAACCGGAAGUGUUCCUAUUAAAAGAGCAACCAAAGAUGAUUUAAUUCGAGGAAAAUCAUAUUUUAAUAAUGGUUUGGUUGAUCAUACCCAUGGUAAUCAUUAUGCAGAAGUUAUAUCAUAUCCAAGAUAUGAUUUUUAUAAUGGAGUUUCUGGAACAAGCAGUGUAUAUAAUGUGAAAAUUCGAAAAGGUCAAUCAAGUUCGGCUGUGAUGUAUAUUCGAAAUGGACCGGAUAGCACAAGUUAUAUAGGCAUGGGAUGGCAUAUAGCUCCAGAUUUAUACAACGAUGAUGACACUCAUUUUUAUGUAGUAUGGACGGCAGAUAAUUUCAAAAAUACCGGAUGUUUCAAUCAUCUAUGUCCAGGAUUCGUUCAAACUAGUAAAAAAGAUUAUCUUGGUGGAAAUAUUGGCGCCACGUCUAUCUAUGGUGGACAUAUGGUUGAAAUGACAUAUUCUAUUUCUCAGGAUCCUGAGACAAAAAAUUGGGUUAUAUCUAAUGAAAGUGAGAUGUUAGGAUAUUUCCCAGCAUCAUUAUUUCCCAACAUGGCACAAGCCCAUCAAGUAGGAUGGGGUGGUAGAACAUCUAACUCUCAAGGUGGUCCUAGUCCUCAAAUGGGGUCUGGAUAUUUCCCUGAUAAAGUAUUUACUCAUUCAAGUUAUUUUAAAGAUGUUGCAUUUCAAGUUGAAUCAAAGGGAAGCGUUUUCCCUUAUAUUCAAGAUGUAGAUGCAGUCUCUGACAGGCCUGAUUGUUUUUAUGCUCGAUACUAUGGAUUACUAGAGGAAGUUGGAUAUUCUCUCCAAUUUGGAGGACCAGGUGGUAGUUGUGGUGGUUAAUUUUUAUUAUUAUAACUUUGUUAAAAUUCAAAUACAAAUAAAACUUUAUUGGCAUCUAUGUUUUGAAUAUUUUAUUUUUUAAUUUUCA
Messenger RNA from Lathyrus oleraceus (garden pea), 1254 nucleotides. RefSeq lists its product as uncharacterized. NCBI's taxonomy places the organism in Eukaryota, Viridiplantae, Streptophyta, Magnoliopsida, Fabales, Fabaceae. The transcript has 7 exons. The record is from RefSeq and is a predicted model, not a curated record. The coding region runs from base 66 to 1166 and encodes 366 amino acids.